Chironomus riparius is the source of this 1570-nucleotide messenger RNA. The record is from the annotation of a GenBank genome assembly. Lineage: Eukaryota; Metazoa; Arthropoda; Insecta; Diptera; Chironomidae.
UUAUUGAGAAGCAUCAAGUAAACUGCAGAAGAAAUUAAAAAGGAUAUAUAACUGAAAUUCUUAUAGUAAAUAUAAAUACAUCAAAUCAAAAUGAAUGAUUUUAUUGAACAACGACAACAGCUUAGUUGGAGGAAAUUCGGUACCGAUGAAAAUUUAACUGACCAAAUGGAUACUGGAGACGAUUUGACAUGUAUUGAUACGGAUUCUUUAUUUUCUAAAAGAGCUAAAGGAAACAACAGGAACAAAAAGCAGCCAUUUGUUAAAGCUAAAAAGACAAAAUCAAAUAAUGAAGAUUUUAAUGCAGUUAAAAUUGCUAUUGAAAAUAAUGUUAAAAUUGAUGACAAGUUUUAUUCGGAGCAUCUCCAAAAAGUUAAAUAUCGGAAAGGAAUAUCAAAGAGACCUCAAACAGUAAAAGUUGUCAAACGAAAAAUUGAAGAAGACACAUUUGUUCCUUUGUCAAUUGAUAAUUGUUUGAUAAAAGAAUUAGAGCGAUUAUUUGGAUAUGGUAGAUCAGUCUUGAAAGAUGUUUCUGAGCAGCAUACGACCAAUUUGUUCAUUAAAUCAUCAACUGCUAAACAACUUUACAACGAGAUUCUAGAAACAUUUUACAGUCAUCAAGAAGAAGCUAAGAUAAAAGAUAUUGAAAGUGAUCAUAAAUUGACAAUGAAGUUGCGUGAACGAGAAAAACCAAACAAAUAUUCUGAAACAAAUGGAAACAGUCUUGACGAAUGGGAACAAGUUGAAAAACCUUAUACAUUGGCGGAAAAGUUAAACAAAGAAAAACUAAAUCGAAUAUUUUCGAAUGUUGAAAAUGACAUCAUUGAUAAGAUUUUUGAAGUUCAAGGCAGAAAUUUUAAAAAUGCAACGGAAUUAAUUCAAGAUAGUUUAGAGUACACACAAGAACAACGUAUGCGAGUCAAAGAGGAAAUAGAAAAUAGUGCCAAAUUUAAUACAGAAAAUGACAAAGAAAACAACGAAAACAAUGCUUGUCUAAAGAAAGUAAAAGAUCUACAGCAUGAAAUUGGUCGACAUUCAGAGACAUUUACGCAUUGUUUACAGCAAUCACAAGAUCACACAUCUAAAGAGGAGUUCCAUAUUGCUUCAUAUUACACAAGUAUGCUAAAUUUACAUAAGCAAUUGUGUGACGAGAAACGUCAAGAACUGAUGAUUAUAUCAAUGAAUUUAUUAAUUGAUGCAUCGAGCUUAAGUUUAGAUUUACAUUAUUUAACACAAAAAGUAGCAAAGAACCAAUUACACACAUUUUUGGAUGCACACAUAUCAAAGUUGAGAAAAAUUGAGGAUCAAAAUAUUGAACUCGAAAUAAUCACAGGACGAGGCAAUCAUUCCGUCAAUGGUCCAGUUCUUAAAGAUAUGGCAAUUAAGCUGUUGAACGAACGAUUCUUAAUAUUUAUCGAAGGCAAUCCCGGAAUGUUGAUAGUCAAAGUAUUACCAAGUUCAUUUCUUUAUGAAGAAUGCCAAAGAUUAACGAAAUACCAAAACCUGAGUUGUUACUAGCUUUUAGAUUGUAAGAUUGUAAAUUGAAAAAUAAAUAACUUUUUGAUAACUGUUA